AUGCUUUUGAUUGAUUUCAAAGACUCAUUUUUGCACCAACCUGCUUACGACAAACGAUUAAUGAGUAGACAAUAUUUGGUGGUGGAUAAUGGAGCAUACAAUAUAAAGGCAGGGUUCAACUCUGACAAUAGCCCCAGUCCUUUAAAAGCUUUCAAUGCAAUAACUAGGUCCAAGGAUGGAGCUAUUCACAUUGGCAACCAAUUCAAGACCCAUUCUAAAGACUACUUGGGGAUACAAAUAAGGCGACCAUUUGAGCAGGGGAAUCUAACAUCAUGGGAAAUGGAGAAACCGAUUUGGGACUAUACCUUGGACCAAAUACUGAAGACAGAAAUUGAUCCAUCGAACGUACAUUUGACUUUGACUGAAACACCUUUCCAAUUGCCACAAUUGUCUUCCAACACAGACCAGAUCGUAUUUGAGGAAUACGAGUUUGGUGAGUAUUACCGAUGUAUUCCUGCUUCAUUAGUACCGUUUGGUAUUGAUGAAUCAAUCAUAAAUUCAGACUUUACCCUUGUUAUUGAUUCAGGAUUCAAUGCUACUUGGAUCGUUCCCGUUAUUUACAAAAAAGUCCAUUGGGAAGGCGUACGAAAGUUACCAAUUGGAGGGAAUGUACUCAAUGGGUUGUUGCGUGAAGUCAUCUCCUUCAGACACUAUGACAUGUCUGACAACCCUAUAUUGAUCAACACAAUCAAAGAAUCCACUUGUUUUCUCGCUAAAGACUUCAAUGAGGUGCUAAAGAAUAAACUGCAAUACAAGUGUGAGUUUGUGCUCCCUGAUUUCAAAACGACUACCACGGGAUUUGUCAAGACGGCAGAGUCCAAGAUUGCUCCUGAUACCCAGUUGUUGACCUUAUACGACGAACGAUUUACGAUUCCAGAAGCAUUUUAUCAUCCAGAAAUUAUGUUCGAUCUCAAUGAAGGUACUGCAUCAAGUGCAGUACUACAGUCAGCACCAAUCAAGAACUUGACUGAUCUAAUUGUAUUGAGCAUAAUGUCAUGCCCAGAAAUUACCAGGCCCUUACUACUGGCGAAUAUAUGCCUUUCUGGGGGCACAUCCAACCUCCCGAAUUUCAAGACGAGGUUGGAAACGGAAUUAACUAAGGAAUUACCCCAGAAGUGGCAUGUGAGGAUUCAUGACGAUUACCAAGGUAUACCAAAAGACGAGUUGAGCUGGUAUGGUGGUAUCAAUUUAACAGGCGAUGAUGUUUUCGAAAAAGUUAGCAUUUCAAAGAAGGAAUAUUUUGAGCAUGGAAGUAAUUGGUGUCAGAAGCAGUUCGGAUUCAAGAAUGUGUAA
Lodderomyces margitis is the source of this 1293-nucleotide messenger RNA. RefSeq lists its product as uncharacterized. Gene Ontology annotation, cellular component: Swr1 complex. NCBI's taxonomy places the organism in Eukaryota, Fungi, Ascomycota, Pichiomycetes, Serinales, Debaryomycetaceae. The transcript has 2 exons. The coding region runs from base 1 to 1293 and encodes 430 amino acids. Gene Ontology annotation, molecular function: nucleosome binding. The record is from RefSeq and is a predicted model, not a curated record.